Messenger RNA from Fulvia fulva, 930 nucleotides. Its product is annotated as ATP-dependent RNA helicase DBP2. NCBI's taxonomy places the organism in Eukaryota, Fungi, Ascomycota, Dothideomycetes, Mycosphaerellales, Mycosphaerellaceae. Bases 1 to 930 code for a protein of 309 amino acids. The transcript is spliced from 7 exons. The record is from RefSeq and is a predicted model, not a curated record.
AUGCUCGGCAUGAUCUUGCUUGUUGACGACGACCAGCGCCGCACCAACAACGAGAUCGUCAACUGCAUGCGCAUCCUCACCCGCGUGAUUCCAUUCAUCUACGAAGCCCAGCACCUCAGAGACUGGCAUGACAGCUUCUUCUGGGAGCCCCGCCGCCCAUGGUCGGCCGAACCCAAGCGAGAAAUACGAGAAGACAUGCACAUCGGCAAGCCACUUGGACAAGAGACGUUGGAGAUUGUCACCAACUAUCUCUUCUUCAGCGGCAUCGGCAGGUUGUCCUACGGGACUGCUGACCCUCUUCCAGCAGGUGGGAAGCACGAGAAGAACCAGCAAGAGGUCAUCACGUCGACAGGCUGCUUGUUGCAGCUUGGCGUCGUGUUAGGGAGCAAGCAUCACUCUCCCGCCGGCUUUUUCACCGCAAGACACCACGUCGCACCGGCGGCGUGCGCCGCACGAAGCCAUGAACAACCAUCGGCACCGUUCAGCACUCCAGAGUCACCCCCGACCACGCACGCAUUCUGGAAGCAGAUGCUUGACAAGUACACCUUUGUCGGCGACGGAUUCGUCGACUUCACCGAGUCUCGCUACAUCGGCAAUUUCCUCGACGCCUGGAUGGGCCAAGAGCGGGAGCCGGGCCACCAGCCAGAGAAGCAUUGGCACAUUGCCGUCUCUGUUGGCGGCGCCUGCAAAGAGAAGUGGAUUGCAGUCAAGCUGCUUGCUCGGAUACAACGUGCGAACGACGAGAAGGUGUGGAAUCGUGUGGAGGCUCCAACUGUCGCAGCUCGCACACCAGCCGAGGUCGACGAGUUCUGCCGCGUCAACCAAAUCAUCAUUCAAGGUCGCCGUGUGCCAAAGUCAGUCGAGACCUUCGACGAGGCUGGUUUCCCGAACUAUGUCAUGAGCGAGGUCAAGGCACAAGGCUUCCCGUAG